AUGGCUGUUGUUGAUGUCGGAGUAACACUGACAAACAAUGUGGUCUCCGUUUUCUUUCCACAGCCCCAGCACACGAAUGUCUGCUUCUGGUACCUUCCGCCAGGCAUUCGUGACAUGCCCGAUGGUCAAGAGAGGCGGGACAGGUUGCAUAAGGUGGCGCCCAAGAUCAAGGCGUUGAUGAUGGAGUCUGGAACUACCAUGGUGGGCUACCAGCCUCAGGGAGACAAGGUCAACUUCUUCCGCAUGGUCAUCUCCAAUCCUGCCGCCACCAGGUCAGAUAUCGACUUCUUGACCGAUGAGAUUGAGAGACUGGGGCAUGACUUGUAAGGGCCACGCUCAGUAGGAGGAUGUUGCCCUUUGACCUUUCCGUCUCAGCUUUGUCAUGUCCAGCUCGAAAAAGACCCUGAACUACAGCAAGCUUCAUAUUCCUGUUGUCUCUUGACCAAUCAUGUAGGACUUUGAAACUUCAGCUGCUUGUAGGACUUUUUUUAGGUAAGCUGUGAUCCGUCUCAUGUGUUUCCUGUCUGUUCUGUCUUUUAGCAGUGACUAUGCCAUUGUUAGAUUURACUAUAACUAUUGUACAGUAUAGCCUACAUAAGAGAAUACAUAUUCACAUCCUGAGUGACCUUGAGAGAUCUUUUUCAGUAGGAGACAGAGCACAAUGCAAAGGACCUCAUGGCAUGGAUGUAUACAGUAUUGUAAUAUACUGUAUAUAUACAGUAUACCUAGAUAUAUACAAUAUAUUAUAAUGUACUGACUAUUGGUGCUGUGUGUUAUCCAUGUAAUUAUUAGGCCAGAUGCACCAUAUGAAACACUACAUUAUAUCGUGGCUGCUCUUCCCCUUUCAUAUUAAGUAGAGGGAAUAUAACACAGUCAUUGUAACAGGUACUGUAUUCUGUUGCUGCAUUUUUAGAGAUAAUGAAUUUUGUGAAGAUUGUGUAUAGUAUUGUUACAUUGCUUUUGUGGCAAAUACAUAUGUCCUAGUUUUUCAGUAACACAUGUUCCAAUGAUUAUAAAAACACAAAAUAUACAUAUUUAAUAGACAAAUCACUUUAUUUAUAUCAAGAAAGUAUAUGUGUGAAAUAGUUAUCUAUUCCAUUUGUAAUGUGUCCUUACUUAUAUUUUGAAACAGUACUGUAUAUUACCCGAAUGUUUUGAAUAAUGAUAUUAAAGGUAUUUUAGUGUAUUUGUGAACCAAAGAAGGGUAUACUUACAAAUAUAUAUAUAUAUAAAUACAGCCCUUAAUAUAACUAAUAGAUGGAUUAAGAUAUUUCUAUAGUAAUAUGUAACUCAGUCACCACCCUUAACCUUAGUGCAUUCUAUGUUGGCAUUCUAUGUUGUGUAAAUGUAAUAUGUGUUUGUGAAUCACACUGACUGAAUGUUAUAACGUCACGACUAGCUGUGGGAGGGAAGCUGAGCUCCGUCAGCAGAUUUGCUGGUGUUUUGUUUAGUGAGAAGCACAAUGCUAAACUAUCUGGGGAAAUAUUUGACCCUAGGGACAAAGGAUUGUUUCUAUUUUAACAGUUGCACACUGUAGAGCGUUUACUCUGUUUUGAAGUAUUUCACUUCACGAAGGGGGCCRUUUAAUGAAAUAUAUCUUACCUUUCAAAUCUAUAAACUAUGUCAUGGAUUUUUUUUAUUUAUUUAUUUUUUUUUUUUUUUUACAUGAUCCACAUGUGCACAGUUUUAUCCUGUGAGAAUCGACGUGUUGUAAAAGACCAAUUGUUUGUCAUUGAGAUGUUGAUUUAAACAAAACAAAUGUACAGUUAUGAUGAUGAUUCUGUUGUUUGCGUGAUAAGAUACGUUGAAUAUGUUCCUCAGUGUGAUGGAUGUCCCCUGUCGAGGUAGACACUUUCACCUCAUAMCACGUGCAGCGCAUUGCUGUCCUAUUUACAGCAGAAACAAAAAUCUCAGCUUUAAAAAGAAAAAUGUGGGGGCAUGUUUUUGCCUGUUCUUUGUUAAUGAGGUCCAAUGAUCAUCUGCUACGCAUCCGCACUGUUGAAAUAAAUCUGUGGCUGUGAGUGUGCUCGACUUGA
This is a messenger RNA of Salvelinus sp. IW2-2015, 2036 nucleotides long. NCBI's taxonomy places the organism in Eukaryota, Metazoa, Chordata, Actinopteri, Salmoniformes, Salmonidae. The record is from RefSeq and is a predicted model, not a curated record.